AUGAACUGUGAAAUGAGAGACGGGUUCGACUUCGGAGCAUCAGCAGUGUCUAGUCAAGUUCGCAGUCUAAUUGAUGGUAACGAAGGACUCGUCCCACUGAACUUCCUACGGCUACACGAGUAUCCCAAAUCUAACGGCCAAAAAUCUCUGAGAAUUCCUAUAUAUACCCGUGAGUUAGACGAUUCCCCUGCCCACAGUCUACCUGGCAAAAAUGAAAGACCUGUAGAAUAUUACGAAAAAUUUGGUUCAUUGUCCUCAAACAGUACAGCCGGUCAGAACCCUGUUCAGUUGAUCCCUGAUCCUGACAAGAGAAGUCACUCGUCCAGUUCAGCCACCGUUCCUCGCGCAUCCGAGACGAAGAAGAAUUCCCAAAAUACGGACGGAAAAUUGGCUAGGAUUUCUCCGCUACGAGGUUCUUUCGUUCGCACUUUGAUCGAGUUUGGCGGAUCCAAUCCGGAUGAACUGACUUUCCAAUCCGGUUCGGUAAUCCGCGUGAUUGGUCGGGCCCCGGUACCGCCUACAAGCGAUCGCACGCAAACGGACGAAAAUGGAUUUCGUUCCAGUCCUGAUUGUGCAGAACGUCUGAAUGCUGCCUCCAUAUCUACAACCAACGUGGAUGAUGGUUGGUGGGAAGGGGAGUUGAUCACUCCAUCAACUGAAACACCUGCUUCAAAUCAAACUUUUAAGCGUGUCCGAGGAGUGUUUCCAUCGAUGCUGGUGCAAUUGAUGUCUCAAACAGAUGGAGAAUUUUGGGAACAGAUUUGGGAACGUGCAAUUCCAGUUCCAAACAAUUCCAUUUCAAACGCAUCACUGGACCGAAAUCAUUUGAGUGACAAAUCUCCGCGAAGUAAACGACCCGUGAAAUCCACCAAACAGAAUUCGACAACGGAAUCACGUGAUGACUCGUCUGGACCGCGAACCAAAUCGACGGAGAACCAUGCACAAUCAGAUGAAGAUUAUAUUCAGUGGAGUGCACACACGGUUCCCAAGGGCCGGUCGUCGAGUCGGAUGGACGUACCAAAUCAGCUGAAUUCGAAUGCGUUGCACACAAGCAAUGCCAUCACCACCACCGCAUCCGGUGCGGUGUAUCACAAAUCGCAGGAAGAGGAAGAGUUUUAUACAAUUUUGUUAUGCUAUGCCAUUGUUACCUACACGCAUCAUUAA
Echinostoma caproni is the source of this 1164-nucleotide messenger RNA. NCBI's taxonomy places the organism in Eukaryota, Metazoa, Platyhelminthes, Trematoda, Plagiorchiida, Echinostomatidae. The record is from the annotation of a GenBank genome assembly.